This is a messenger RNA of Lobosporangium transversale, 1856 nucleotides long. RefSeq lists its product as hypothetical. The coding region runs from base 85 to 1740 and encodes 551 amino acids. The transcript has 3 exons. Gene Ontology annotation, molecular function: metal ion binding. Lineage: Eukaryota; Fungi; Mortierellomycota; Mortierellomycetes; Mortierellales; Mortierellaceae. The record is from RefSeq and is a predicted model, not a curated record.
UUUUAUUCAUUAUACAUAUUCUUAAAAAAAAAAGCUCUCAGCAAAGCCAAGUUAUUCCUCGUUAAUCUCUUCCACUGCACCAUUAUGUCGGGUCAGAUCUGUACCUUCUUCCAACAAGGAAGAUGUAAAUUUGGUGACCAAUGCCGAAACAUUCAUCAAACAGGAACACGAUUUGGAGGCGGUUUUACAAACAACAAUUCUUUUAGCGCCUUGAGCGGAAAUAGCGGUGGAGGCGGUUUUGGUAGUGGCGGUGGCGGUUUUGGACAACAGCAGAAAUUUGGUAGCGGUGGCGGAUUUGGUAACAACCGAAAUUCCGCUUUUGGGACCGCUGCCGGUGGUAAUGCCGCGGGAACAAAUACGGCAGGAACUAAAAAGAUUGCUUUCGAUGCAAAUACAAUCCUCAACGAUCUUAUGAAUGACAGGCCUAUACAUCAAUUUUCGUCUUAUGGUCCAGGAAAAGAGGAACCCAACUUGAUCCCUGGAAAGGAUUUGCAACCAGAGGAACUUCGGCUGAUGUACUACGAAGCUCAGAACCCAGCAUUACCGCCAGCGACAGGAGAUUACUCUGGUCUCAUGGCAGCUGCUACAGCAGCCGGAACAGGGCCGGCGGGGAUGCAGAAUGCAUUCAUGCAAAAGCUUCAACAAUUGACCGUGAGCAUGGAUCAAGAAAUCCAAAAGAUUGCCAAAGACCCACAAGGCGCCUACAAUUAUUUUAUGAAUAAUAUUCGGCCUAGUGGAGGCGGCACCUUGCCUUCCACUUCAACCUCAGUCUCAACCUCAGGAGCUGGAAAUAACGCAUUUGGAGCUGGCGCUGGCGCUGGAACCGGGACGUCCGUAUUUGGUCAGCCUUCAGCGUUUGGCCAAAAUUCUGCUUUUGGACAAACAUCAACAUUAGGACAAAAUUCGGCGUUUGGUCAGACAUCAACCUUGGGUCAAAAUUCAGCGUUUGGCCAGACAUCAACGUUAGGUCAAAAUUCGGCGUUUGGUCAACCCUCUGCAUUGGGACAAACCUCUGCCUUUGGUCAACCAUCGUCCUUGGGGCAGAGCUCUGUAUUUGGUCAAACAUCAACUCUGGGACAACAGAACUCUGCAUUCGGCCAGACAUCAACUUUGGGAGCAGGAACAGGGCAGAAUUCUUUUGCCGCGGCAGGAAACUUAAGCAGUGCAUUUGGCACUGGUGGGAAUAGCGGUGGAUUUGCAGGAGCGACAGGUCAGAGUGUCUUUGGUACAGGAGGAAAUGCGUUUGGAACACCCUCUGCACCACAGACUACAGCCAGUGGCUUUGGGACUGGAUCAGGAUUCGGUCAGCAGUCAGCCUUUGGAAACGGUGGAGCUGCACCAACAAGCAGCCCAUUUAGUGGAUCGGGUUCCUUGGGAGCUUCCCAACAACAACAGCAGCAGCAGCAGCAGCAACAGUCUCAAAAUGCUUUUAGCCAAGGAGGCAAUAGCGUGUUUGGAAAUUCUGGCAACUUUAAUGCAUUUGGACAGUCGGCACUAGGUCAAAGUCAAGGCCAAGGCCAAGGAGGGGCUUUUGGAGUAAACGCUGGCAAUUCCGGUUCUACAAAAAAGGAAAAAGAAUCAACAGUGAAUGAUAGCACACUCAAAAUGGUCCAGGCAACAGGGAUUAAAUUCUCUGUCAAGGGUGAACCAUUAACCCCAGAAGAAGUUGCUGCAUACAGGGCGCCAGCUUUUGAGCUUAAGUGCAUUCCAGAACAAGAGCCACCCGUCGAGCUGCGGUGAAAAUCGCUAUCAACAACUGUUUUAUUUUUAUUUUUGCUUCGCUUUCUCCAAAAUUCUGCAUAUUCUCUUUUUACACCAUUGUAUUGUACAUAUUAUCCCCCAAUAAAAGACAAAAA